AUGAUCCCUCUUGGUGGCCGGUCAUCGAUGCAAUUCGGUUUUCUAGCUAUUUUGGAGGUUCAUGCAGAGCAGUCAAAUAUUAAGCUGACACAAUCUAACCUUGGCUACGUUUUCGCAGUUGCCGCCUUUGUUGGAGUGACGUAUGACUGGGAAUCUUCAGCCCUUACAUUUGGACAAGAGGUUGAAUUGGUCUGGAGGCAACGUUGGUCUCUGAUGUCAUUUUUGUAUCUUGGUGCACGCUACCUUGGAAUCUUUUAUGCUGCCCUGAACAUGCUUAGAUACAGGCACUCUUCCGACCAUCUCGCUGACAGAUACAGCGGGAUACUGUACUUCGUACAGGAUUGGAUAGGUGUUUUUGUAUUUGCGAUGCUGUGGGUCAUCAUGAUCACUCGGUUGUAUGCUAUGUAUCAAGGAUCUAGAAGGAUCCUGAUAUUUCUUAUUGUCACCUUCCUGGCUAUCAACGCUUUUGACGGAGUGGCCGCUAUGAUAUUUGUGACACAUAUUUCAGGAAAGGAAUAUAUUCUCUCCGACACUUACAUGUGCCAGACUAGCUUUGCGCAAGAAGUCUUACUUCUGGAUUCCAUUGCUUGGAUACUUGCAACUGUGUGGGAGGUCCUCGCACUAUGUCUCGCAGUUUGGAUUGCUGUAAAACACUUCCGUGAGCUGCGACGUCAUUCAACAGGAGGGAUUAUCGGGGACUUUUUUUCGGUGUUGAUCAAAACUCACAUGGCAUACUUCGCGAGCUUUGUCGCUGUUUCUUGCUUCACCUUCGUUGUUGAUUUAUCUCCAGCGAUCUCAACGAACGCAGAUUCCCUCGAAUCUCAGACUUUUUAUGGCUUGCUUCAGAUUUCGACAGUCGUGCAGGCGUUUGUGCUUGGACCACGCUUGAUCCUUGGCAUUCGAGAAUACCACGCUAAGCUCGUGGCCAACGCCGACGCAGCAUCUGGUAUGACCUCAAUCGCUUUCCAGGAGCGCGUGCAUAUAUCGACUAGCAGUAGUGUGUGA
Suillus bovinus is the source of this 1005-nucleotide messenger RNA. RefSeq lists its product as uncharacterized. The transcript has 12 exons. The record is from RefSeq and is a predicted model, not a curated record. NCBI's taxonomy places the organism in Eukaryota, Fungi, Basidiomycota, Agaricomycetes, Boletales, Suillaceae. The coding region runs from base 1 to 1005 and encodes 334 amino acids.